Aspergillus oryzae RIB40 is the source of this 1647-nucleotide messenger RNA. Its product is annotated as MDR family MFS transporter. Gene Ontology annotation, biological process: transmembrane transport. The transcript is spliced from 4 exons. Gene Ontology annotation, molecular function: transmembrane transporter activity. The record is from RefSeq and is a predicted model, not a curated record. NCBI's taxonomy places the organism in Eukaryota, Fungi, Ascomycota, Eurotiomycetes, Eurotiales, Aspergillaceae. Bases 1 to 1647 code for a protein of 548 amino acids.
AUGUUCGCUAUCAUAGAGUCGAAAAACGCCGAUACGAAAGGUAAGAUGGAAAACACGGAUACGACAUAUCUCAGGGGCAUCAAGCUCUACAGUAUCUUGUCCGGAGUGAUGAUCGCAACCUUCUUGAUCUCGCUGGAUGUGUCUAUCAUAGCCACGGCGAUUCCCUCUAUUACCAGCCAAUUUCACUCCACCACAGAUAUAGGGUGGUACGGAGCAGUCUACCCGCUUACUAUGUGCUCUCUCCAACCUUUAAGCGGCAAACUGAUCACGAUCUUUUCUCUGCGGUGGUCCUAUCUAUCCUUUUUCCUUGUCUUCCUCCUCGGCUCGCUUUUGUGUGGAGUGGCUACCAGUUCAUCGAUGUUUAUCAUUGGUAGGGCGGUAGAUGGUGCAGGAGGCGCAGGUGUAGUCUCCAGUGGUCUGGCUAUCAUUGCAAUAGUAACACCUAUAGAGCAGCGCCCCUUAUUUACUGGACUGGUGACAUCGCUUUAUGCUCUGGGUACCGUUGUGGCACCUAUUAUCGGGGGAGCCUUUACAACCAAUGUGACUUGGAGAUGGUGCUUCUUGAUCAAUUUACCAGCCGGCACCGUGACUGUGAUAACCCUAAUCCUUUUCUUCCAUCCUCCUCAGCAAUCACCCGCAGCAAGGACCGAGACAGUUCUUCAGAAACUUCAGCAGCUGGACUUGAUUGGAUGUGCAUUAUUUGUUCCCGCAAUUAUUAUGGUCUUGUUAGCAUUGCAGUGGGGCGGAAAUAAAUACCCCUGGAAUUCUGCAACUAUUAUAGGACUCUUUGUGGGUUUCGCAGCAACACUGGGAUUGUUCAUCACCUGGGAAUUGAGGGCAGAUCAAGCAAUGAUCCCAUUGCCACUUCUGCGAAGACGAUCAAUCAUCGUCAGUAUUAUUUUUGCCUUCCUAUUUAUGGGUGCAUUUGUGGUUCCUGUUUACUAUCUACCUGAGUGGUUUCAGAUUGUGAAAGGGGCCAGUUCAAUCCGCAGUGGUAUUAUGCUCCUGCCUUCCGUUUCCACUCAAAUCUUUGGCUCAAUUAUAUCUGGUGUCCUAGCGAAGUAUAUCAAGUACUAUAACCCUUGGUUCUUUAUCGGCUCAUCUUUUCUUUGUAUUGCAACCGGCCUCUACACAACUUUCAGUGCAUUUUCCACCACAUCGAGAGAUUGGAUCGGAUUCCAGAUACUACAGGCUCUCGGCUGUGGCUUCGCAGCACAGAUGCCUCUACUUACUAUUCAGAGUGUCCUUAAGAAUGAUCCAAAACUCGUUCCAGUCGGGAUCUCCACUGUUCUGUUUGCGCAGUACUUCGGAAGUUCUGUGAUGCAGAGUAUAGGUGGGUCCAUCUUCCAAAAUAAACUUGACUCGCAACUCCAGUCCUACGCCCAUUUAGACUCCGAUCAGAUAGAAAUGCUGCUAGCGGUGGGGACUUCGAAAGUGCAAGAGACCGCCCAGCAGGCAUUCCCGGAUCGCCUGAGUGCCAUUCUCAUCGCGUACAACGAUGCCAUUACCAAUGUCUUCUAUCUCGCAGUGACAGGGAGUGGGGUAGCCUUUGUUUUGGCUCUUGGGAUUGAGUGGACAAACACUCGGGAAUCGACCGGGGACGACGAAAAGGACUUGCCUGUGGCUUAUGAUAUUAGAGAGCCUUGA